UUUUUGUUUUUAUGAAUCAUGAAAUUUUAAUUUAUGUAAAGACAAUAAGCCAACAAGACAACAACAUUAUAAAAGCAAUUGUCAUGAAUUAUUAAGGAGUUAGUCUUGGGUUUCUCUUGAAGCAAGCAAAAUGUCUGUCCAGCAACAACAAAGUGCAAAUAAUAUCGAUGAGCUCUUUCAAUUUAUCAAACCGCUGGCAAUUAAAGCUGGCGAAAUGCUCUUAGAAGGCUACAAUAGCACCAAAAAUGUUUCAAUUAAAUCAGAUUUUUAUGAUGUUGUCACUGAAUAUGAUAAUAAAAUAGAAAACUUCUUAAUGGAACAAAUAUCAGCAGUAUACCCAAGUCAUAAGUUUGUUGCUGAGGAGGAGUCUUCAAAGAAUAAUGCAACUGCGUCAUUGACAAAUGCACCAACAUGGAUAAUUGAUCCAAUUGAUGGAACAUCAAACUUUAUAAAAAUGCUACCUCACACUUGUGUGUCUAUUGGCUUGGCUAUAAAUAAAGAAAUCGUCUUGGGUAUUGUGAGCAAUCCGGUUUUAAAUAAUUUGUAUUGGGCGGUAAAAGGAAAAGGUGCAUUUAGAAAUGGAGAGAAGAUAAGUGUUAGCGAUUGUCAACAAUUGAAAGAUGCGAAUAUAGCCUAUGAAGUGUCUUUAUUGCAUGCAUUAGAUCUGAGAGAUAAGAACAUCAAGAGAAUGUAUCAUUUAGGAUCGGCAGCCAGAAGAAUGUUAUCAUAUGGAAGUGUUGUUGAGAGCCUCUGCUAUGUAGCAAGUGGAAAUUUAGAUGCAUAUCACAUCGAAGACAUGUAUCCAUGGGAUUGUGCUGCCGGUUACUUGUUAAUUCGUGAAGCUGGAGGUGUUGUCUACCAUCCGUACGGUGGUGAUUUUCAAAUUAUGAAACCAGAUUUAGUUUGUGCUGGCACCGAGAGUUUGUGUCAGGAAAUUAUUGAUCUUAUCAAAAAAGCAGAUCAAUCUAAAUCAUGUGGUGGAAAUUAAACAAUAAAACAACAACAAACAAAUACAAAACAAACAAACACACAACAAACAAUAUUUUCCUUUACAUGUAGUUAAGUACUUUUUGCCUAAAUGGCGCGUAUAAUGAUUUAAUGAAUUUAUGAUAAGGUGUUAACAAAUAUUUUCUUUUAUUUAAUUUGUUACCUGAGAAAUCAGAAGAUCUGAGGUCGACUUCAUUUAGUGUUAUAAAAUCUCUCAACAAAAUAUAAAAUAAAUUGAAAAAUAAUUAAA
Eupeodes corollae is the source of this 1237-nucleotide messenger RNA. RefSeq lists its product as uncharacterized. The coding region runs from base 131 to 988 and encodes 285 amino acids. The record is from RefSeq and is a predicted model, not a curated record. Gene Ontology annotation, molecular function: inositol monophosphate 1-phosphatase activity. NCBI's taxonomy places the organism in Eukaryota, Metazoa, Arthropoda, Insecta, Diptera, Syrphidae. Gene Ontology annotation, biological process: phosphatidylinositol phosphate biosynthetic process; inositol metabolic process; signal transduction. The transcript has 3 exons.